AUGGGACAUGCAAGUGGAAGCAACUACUCCUACUCCAUGGCUGAGGCACCAAGUGAAAGUUUCAAAAACUCUCCCUCUCCCAUUCCCUACCUCUUUGGUGGCCUUGCUCUCAUGCUUGCACUCAUAGGGUUGGCAUUGCUCAUCCUAGCUUGUUCUUAUAGUAAAAGCUCCUCAUCCAAUGGCAGUGGAGAGAGAGCAAAGAAAGGAAUGGGAAUGGAGGUGGAUUCAGAGCCCAAGAUUGUUGUUAUAAUGGCUGGAGAAAGCAACCCCACAUACAUGGCCAAGCCAGUACCAUCCACUCAUCGUACUGAACAACCCAAUUGA
Sphenostylis stenocarpa is the source of this 324-nucleotide messenger RNA. NCBI's taxonomy places the organism in Eukaryota, Viridiplantae, Streptophyta, Magnoliopsida, Fabales, Fabaceae. The record is from the annotation of a GenBank genome assembly.